Molecule: messenger RNA, 1867 nt
Organism: Misgurnus anguillicaudatus (oriental weatherfish)
Lineage: Eukaryota; Metazoa; Chordata; Actinopteri; Cypriniformes; Cobitidae
Gene: tinagl1
Product: tubulointerstitial nephritis antigen-like 1
Biological process (GO): proteolysis
Molecular function (GO): peptidase inhibitor activity; cysteine-type peptidase activity
Source: RefSeq, a predicted model, not a curated record
CUCUGUAUAAAGGAGGAAAGGCAGUAAAGAUCAGACAGAACACUGAAAGAGAGAAAGUGUAUUCAAGUGCUUCAAAGUACUUGGCCUGUAGUUUAAAAGAGAUCAGAUCAUAUUUCUUCACUGGAUUUACCUCAGGAAGGAUUUUAUUUCACUGAACAAGAUAAGCAAUGUGGAAAGCUUUGAUCCUGGCCAUCAUCACAGUGCUCCUCCUGCUGUUGGAAGGGGGAACGUCGACAGGUAUCCGCACCAGACGAGACCUGGCUCCCCCGUUGCACUCCAGGGGAAUCCGGGAUCCCUACGGCUCCUACUGCCAGAGGAGGGGAGGCUGCUGUCCGGGCAGAAAUGACCAAUGCACUGUCCCGUACAUGGAUACGAUCUGCUACUGCGACCUAUUCUGCAAUCGCACCGUUGCCGACUGUUGUCCUGACUUCUGGAAUCACUGUUUGGGGACAACACCUCCUACCAUCCUCGAUUCCUGUGAAAGAAACGGCCACAGGUUUCACUCAGGAGCAACCUACAAAGAGAACUGCAACUUAUGUACAUGUGGUCCGAAUGGACGCUGGGAAUGUGAGCAUCAUGCCUGUCUGAUGGAUGUUGACAUGAUCCAGGAAAUCAACCGAAGAGAUUAUGGGUGGAAGGCAGCAAACUACAGUCAGUUCUGGGGUAUGACCCUGGACGAGGGUCUGCGGUACCGUCUAGGCACACAGCGCCCUUCACGAACCAUCAUGAACAUGAAUGAGAUGCAGAUGAAUAUGAAUGGAAACGAUUAUAUGCCAAGUCACUUCAACGCAGCAGAAAAAUGGCCAGGGAAAAUCCACGAGCCGUUGGAUCAGGGCAACUGCAAUGCAUCCUGGGCCUUCUCAACGGCAGCUGUGGCGUCAGACAGAAUCUCUAUUCAAUCAAUGGGUCAUAUGACCCCACAGCUCUCGCCCCAGAAUCUCAUUUCCUGUGACACGCGUCACCAGGACGGCUGUGCAGGUGGCCGUAUCGAUGGGGCCUGGUGGUACCUAAGGCGAAGAGGAGUAGUGACAGAGGACUGUUACCCGUUCUCUCCGCCCCAGCAGACCCCUGCAGAAGCAGCUCGCUGUAUGAUGCAGAGUCGAGCGGUGGGCCGGGGAAAACGGCAAGCAACAGCGCAUUGCCCGAACAGCCACCGCUACGAAAAUGAAAUCUAUCAGUCAACCCCACCAUACAGACUGUCAUCUAAUGACAAGGAGAUCAUGAAGGAGAUUAUGGAUAAUGGACCUGUGCAAGCUAUCAUGGAGGUCCACGAGGAUUUCUUUGUCUACAAGAGUGGAAUUUACAAGCAUACAAAUGUCAAUUACCACAAAUCGCCGCAGUACCGCAAACACGCAACUCACUCCGUCAGAAUAACAGGAUGGGGAGAGGACAGGGAUUACAGUGGCAGAACACACAAGUACUGGAUUGCUGCCAACUCCUGGGGGAAGAACUGGGGUGAAAACGGUUACUUCCGCAUCGCCCGUGGUGAAAACGAAUGUGAGAUCGAGACGUUUGUUAUUGGUGUGUGGGGCAGAAUAAACAUGGAGGACAUGCACAGCCAUCAUCACCAUCAUGGAAGACGCAAGUAAAGCAGUGAGAUCUCUGUGUAUACAACACAAAUGUCAAUCAGGUCCAUGGCAGGUUGACUAAGAGUCUGAUUUGUGCCUGUUCCUUAUGAAUAUCAAUGGCAUAUUUAUAAAACAAUGAACUCCAGUGCCCCCUUCAGUCUAAAUACACAAGUUCACAGUCUUAGUGUAUAGUUUAAUAAAAAAAUGUAUUGUAUAUGUAAGGAAUAACUGACGACAGGCCAUUGAAUUAUAAGAAAAUAAUGCACACCCAAGGUGGUAAUCCAGCCCGGAUUACUUUC